Trichogramma pretiosum is the source of this 1785-nucleotide messenger RNA. Its product is annotated as BRISC complex subunit FAM175B-like. Gene Ontology annotation, cellular component: nucleus. NCBI's taxonomy places the organism in Eukaryota, Metazoa, Arthropoda, Insecta, Hymenoptera, Trichogrammatidae. The transcript is spliced from 6 exons. The record is from RefSeq and is a predicted model, not a curated record. Gene Ontology annotation, molecular function: polyubiquitin modification-dependent protein binding; microtubule binding. Gene Ontology annotation, biological process: mitotic spindle assembly; protein K63-linked deubiquitination; attachment of spindle microtubules to kinetochore. The coding region runs from base 188 to 1444 and encodes 418 amino acids.
GACUGCGCCAUCUUUGCUUAUGUUUGUGUUUCAUUUCCCUAUUUAGCCGUCUGCAGAAUUUAUCUCUCGUCGCAUAACUCGUGCCGCGUGUACCGGCUUUCGAUGAGUUGUGCAUGUUCGUUCGAUCCGUUUUGUGAUUUUGUUUGUUGUUUUCAUUGAUCAUCAACAAGAAGAACCCAUAAACGUCAUGCAACAAAACGUGGAAAAAAGUGCUUCGUUUGCCGACGAAGAGCAUCUCGUAGCUACGAUAUCGGGUCCGGCGCUUUCGAUGCUCCUUUAUGAAAAUUGCAGAACUCUCGAGCAGUUUGGAUUCUUACUUGGAGAAACAGCAACUCAUGUUACAAGAAAAAUGACAGAUACUGAAGGAGAAAAUAUAGAGAAUGUUAAAGAAUAUAUAAAUAUAAAAAGCAUUGUAGCUUAUCCUUCAAGAAUAAAACCUUUUUUUGAAAAUCAUGGAGCCUUAAAAGAAAAUAAAUUGAUGCAUUUUUUGGAUGCACAGAAGGACCGAGUUAUAGGAUGGUACCAUUAUCGAGAAGAUCAUAACUACAUGGCAUCAAGUCUAAGGGACCGACAUCUGCAUAAAAACUUGUCUUCUUUUUUUUCCAAGAACAAUGAAUCCCUUUCGAAAGAAAAUUUUAUUUUCAUGUUGCUCUCUUGCUCAAAGUCUGAAUCAGGUGGAACACAUAAAUGUAAACACCUAAUACUUCGUAAACAUAGUAAUGUUUUUCAACGAGUAUCAUUGAGAAUCAAUAAUCUUGGAGCUGAUUGUACAAAGCCUGAUGGAUCAGAUUAUAAACCAGUUCCUAAGUUUACCCUUAGAAAAUUUGAUGCAUUUGACAAAGUAUACAAAAAGAUUAGGAAUGAAUUAGACCAAAAACACGGUGUUGAAGCAGUCACUAUGAUUCAAAAUGCUGCUGAUGCUUUGUUAAAUCAAUGUAUUCCAGUUGUUAAUGAAAGUGAUAAAAAAGUGCACGAGCUUGAAAUUGAAGCUAAGGCUCUAGAAACUGAAAUAUUUAAAUUAAAUUUUUUCAAAUUGCAAAGAAAUUUUGAAAUGGCUCGCAAAAACUUAAAUAAUAGUAAUCAACCUUCCAAACAUUCUGAAAAUCUAUCCGAUUCGAAAACAUUGAGAAGAUAUUCAUCAAGUUCAGAAUUUAAAACUACAGUUAUUCCACAUGGUGAUGAAUUGUCUCAUAUUAUAUCGGAAACCCCUGAAUCACCUGAUGAGGAACACACAGAAGACACUGAAGAAAUAUCUAAAUUUUCAAAGAGACAUUCACGAAAUAUAGAAAGCAAGUCAAAAAAUAGAGAAACAUCACCUAAAUCUCCACCUCCUUGCAUUACUAUCCCAGACGAUAAAGAGGCAGGAGAUGGAGAUGCAUAUCAUAAUUCACGGCGUUCAUCAUCUUCACCUAUAUAUGCUUCAUCAUCAUAUUUAAAAAGAUAAUAAAAAGUGGUAGACCAAUUAAAAAUAUUUUCAAACGUUACUUUUACAAUAACUUUAUAAUAUAAAUUUUAUAAUAAACACGAUUUUGAGAGAGUGAUUCUAGAUAAAAUUCUAAAAUGAUGCAUACAAAUGAUUUUGUAUAAUUUGUUAUUUAUUAAAAAUUGAAUUUUGUUUCAACAUGCUUUGAGGAUGUCAUAUUUUUAAUUAUUAUUGCAAAAUCAUAAUUUACUUGUUUAUUGUAUGAUUAUUGUAUUAUAUUAUUUUAUUUUUAAAUUAAACAAGUGAUGUUCCUUAAAUACUAUUAAACGGUUUUUGCAGCAUUAAAAAUUCAUUUUACUGCA